This is a messenger RNA of Arabis nemorensis, 1155 nucleotides long. Lineage: Eukaryota; Viridiplantae; Streptophyta; Magnoliopsida; Brassicales; Brassicaceae. The record is from the annotation of a GenBank genome assembly.
AUGGGUUCGGUUCUAAACAGAAGAAUAGUUUUCUCACUUAUGUUCUUGAUCAUUAUGAUGGUCUAUGGACAUAAAGCUGAUUCAAAAUGUGUUUUUGAAGCAAUCUUCAGUUUCGGAGACUCGAAUUCCGACACGGGAGGAUUUUGGGCUGCUUUUCCGGCUCAAACCGGUCCAUGGGGAAUGACUUAUUUCAAGAAACCGGUCGGUCGUGCUUCAGACGGCCGUCUCAUCAUUGAUUUUGUGGCUGAAUCUCUUGGAAUGCCUUUCCUAAGCCCAUAUUUGCAAUCUAUUGGAUCGGAUUUUCGACACGGCGCAAACUUUGCAACGUUAGCUUCAACGGUUCUUUUGCCAAACACGUCCUUAUUUGUCUCCGGAAUCAGUCCUUUCUCACUCGCUAUUCAACUAAAUCAAAUGAAACAUUUCAAGGUUAUUGUUGACGAGUCUCAUUCUUCGCACCAACCAGGGUUGAAGACCUUACCGUCUAAGGGUGUGUUCGGGAAAUCGCUAUAUAAGUUUUAUAUUGGACAGAACGAUUUUACAUCCAACUUAGCGACUAUUGGAGUUGAUGGUGUGAAACAGUAUCUUCCACAGGUCAUAGGCCAAAUUGCUGGAACGAUUAAGGAGAUAUAUGGAAUAGAUGGUCGGACGUUUUUGGUAUUAAAUUUAGCACCGGUUGGAUGUUACCCGGCGAUUAUAACCGGUUACACGCAUACCAUUUCGGAUUUAGACAAAUUUGGUUGUCUAAUUCCCAUAAACAAAGCCGUCAAAUAUUACAACGCAUUACUGAAAAAGACAUUAUCCGUAACCAGAACCGAACUAAAAAACGCAACAAUAAUCUACUUAGACACUCACAAAAUAUUGCUCGACCUCAUUCAACACCCCAAAUCCUUUGGUAUGAAACAUGGUAUCAAAGCUUGUUGUGGACACGGUGGUCGUCCGUACAAUUUCGAUCAGAAGUUAUACUGCGGUAACACCAAAGUGAUCGGAAAUUCUUCUGCGACGGCCAAAGCUUGCCGUGAUCCUCAAAGUUACGUGAGUUGGGAUGGAAUUCACGUGACGGAGGCUGCAAACCACCGCAUUUCCAUGGCCAUCCUGGAUGGUUCGAUAUCAUAUCCUCCAUUCACACUUAAUAGCCUAUGUCCGUCUUAUUUAUGA